AUGUCGAUCGACAGAAAUGUUCAGUCGAAGGAUGAGAAUAAAAAUUUAGAUAAUGCCAUCAAUGGUUAUUUGAUGCUUGUAUCUUCGAAAUGGCAUUUGGCACCAACUUUGCAUGCCACCGAGUGGUUGGUUCGUCGUUUCCAAAUUCAUAUCUGUAAUGCUGAGACGUUCCUGUUAUCAGCAAUUAACUAUUAUCAAACACCAACCUUCAAGAGAAUUUUGAGUAUCAUCAAGUUACCGCCACUUUUCAAUUCGCUUUCUAGUUUUGUUAGAAGUGAAAGAAACCCUUCGAAUGUGACUAUUAUCAAACUUUUCAACGAUAUGGGGUUUCUAAAGAUGUAUGCCAACUACUUGAACAAAUGCAUCAAGAAAAAGACAACAUACACAAAUCAAAUGCUUUUUACAUCAUGCUGUUUCAUUAAUUUAAUAGCUUUCAACUCUAAUAACGACGAGAAAUUGAAUGAUUUGGUCCCAAUUUUUCUAGAGAUCGCAGCUAAAUUAUUGGCUUCGAACUCCGUGGAUUGUCAAAUUGCUGCUCACUGUAUCCUUGUGGUUCUUGCUGCAGCUUUGCCUUUGAAGAAGGUCAUCAUUCUAGCUGCGACAGAAACGAUCCUGGCUAAUCUAGAGUCUGCAAAGGCCAAAAAUUCUGCUUUGGUGACAAUAUGCAAAUUAUGGCAAACGUUAAAGGGGCCAGGUAACGUUGAUCAAUUUCCUGCUCCACUCUAUGAGCUCUUAGAAAGCAGGCUAGGACUUGAUUUCAUAAUCGAGCAUCUGAAGAAAUCCGAGCGUGCCUCAUGUGAUAAGUUUGUCACCAGUUAUAUAAGAGCCAUUGCAAGGUACGAUCAUUCGAAGCUGAGUGAAAUUGUGAAGAUUUUAAACGAAAUAGAAUUGGAGAACUUUGAAGAAAGAUUAAUUGUUACAGAUUUGAUUCAUUUAUCUGAGGUACUUGAGGAUAAAUCACAGUUAAUCACACUGUUUGAAUACUUCGUGUCGAUUAACGAGAACUUGGUGCUCAAGUGUAUCAAUUCUCUGAACAUCAGCAGAGAGCUUUUUGAGAUCAAAUUGACGACCUCACUAUUCAAAAUAAAUGAAGAAUCGAACGAAAAUGAUAUUAUGAAAGCUUUAUCAGCAGAGAAAGGAUCAAAUGGUAACACACAUUCUCUCUCCUUCAAGGAGUUUUUAGAGAAGCACUCUAGUCAUAUCAAUACCAGCAACAAAUCAAUGCUGGCGGAAGGCGAUGAAACGUUUGGAAAGCUACUCUCUUUAUUCGUGGAGGCCGUCGGGAGGACAUUCCCAGCAGGAUUGUUUCUGUCUUCUUUUUUCACAACUAUGGAGAGUCGAAUAACUUUCUUGGUUAGAGUACUUAUUUCCCCUGCCGCACCAAUCGCCCUAAAAUCAAUCUCAUUGAGUAACAUAUCAAAAUACAUCAAUAGCAUCGACAAGGAAUCCAAUGUUUUCACGCUAGUACCCUGCUUGAUUUGUGCAUUAAACGAUGUCUCUAAAAAUGUCAGACUUGGCGUCAAGAGAGUCUUGGCUCAGAUCGCCAAAAGGCCUUUCACAAAGCACUACUUCAUGAGUAAUAAACUUUAUGGGGAGAACAAGGAGAUACCAAUGUUAAGUCCAAAAGACGGUGAAUUUUGGCUUACUCACUUCCUAAAUGCAUACAUUAUUGAAAAUUACGAUAUCUCGACUCUAAUAAUUCCAAAGAAAAAUGAGAAAGUGUAUCUACUGUUCUGGGGAAAUCAGGCCUUAUUGAUGCCUCUUCCUUCGCCAAAAACAAUAAUCCUCAAGUAUUUGAAUGCUAAACUAACUUCCUCCUCUGGUGCCAAUACUGCCCUUUUCGCAGACUUCAUUUCCAGUUACCUAAAUAAUAGAGAGGAAUGGGAAGAGCGUUGUAGGAACAACAAAACCAAAUUUGAUGAAUUCGAAGGAUCUCUAGUGAAUUUAAUCUCGCCCAAGGAGAGGAACGAUUUCAUGAUUGACUUUAUCAUUGAUUCACUAAAAUCGAAUUACGAGGCUCUCGCCGGCUUGGUAGCGGAAAAACUACAAAAGAUCUUCAGUUCUUUGAAAUUCAAUCAACAGCUAAAAAUCGUUCAGAGUAUUCUUGAGACCGCUGCUACUGGCGAUGCAGUUCCGGCCUAUGACGCUGUGGGUACUUUACAAUCUUUGCCUUUGGACACUAACAUAUUCGUAUCGAUAUUGUCACAAAACAGGAUUCACACUGAUAGUGAGCUAUCAGAGCUGCCAAAAAGAAGAAGAAGGCGGUCAUCUGCUAACAAGGCAGCUUUGCAGAAAGAGGAGGUCUCACACAUCGCAGAAGCACAUCUAAGGAAGCUUACCAUCAUUUUAGAAGCGCUGGAUAGAUCUAAGGUCGGGGGUUCGGAACCGCUGUUAUCAAACCUACUUUGGUUAGUAUCCGAUUUGGAAACGCUAGAAAAAGACGGUGGUUUGCCUGUUUUGUAUGCUCAAGAAACUUUAGCUUCUUGUAUGUUAAACACAAUCAACUCAUUGAACGACGGUAGUGCACCAAAACCAAAGAACGUCCGAGCUGACGUGGUUGUUUCGGCUAUCAGAAAUUCCACCUCUCCUCAGGUCCAGAACAAGUUGCUGUUGGUCGUUGGUGCCUUAGCCAACCUAGACUCGGAGACUGUUCUUCAUUCUGUCAUGCCGAUAUUCACAUUCAUGGGCGCUCAUAGUAUCCGCCAAGAUGAUGAAUUCACUAAUCAAGUUGUUGAAAAUACCAUUCAGACCAUCGUGCCAGCUUUGUUGAAGAACAGCGAAAAUGCUAAAGAUGAAGUAGAAUUUCUGUUGAUGAGUUUCACUACGGCUUUGCAACAUGUCCCCAAGCAUAGGAGAGUGAAGCUAUAUUCCACUUUAGUGAAAUCUCUGGGUCCAUCGAGGGCUAUAGCACCAUUUUUGUUCCUUAUCGCACAGCAGUAUUCUGCGGACAUCAAAAGUUUCAAGAUAAGCGAAGCCAGAAACCUUGUUGAAUUUAUCAAAUCUCUGAUGACUAACUUUGAUGUGAUCGAGCAACUUAAUGGACUUUGCGAAUACUUAUCUUUGCUUAAACUCCUAAUAAGUGCAAACGAAAACGAAGAAGAAAAGGAAUCCUUGAAAUUGCGGGCGCCCUUCACCGGUGGUAUACUAAACUUCCCUCAUGUCGAGUUUCUAAGCUUCUUGCAAAACGCGUUGACAUUCAUCGAUAAAACCAUCGAAGAAACUGAGGUUGGGUAUUACGAUAUUAACGGUAGCUUCAAAAUCAAGGUUUACUCUGCUCUUUUGGAUACCAGAAAUGAUGAUUUAUUUGUGAAAAAAGUGAGAUCAAAGUUUGGAUCCUUCUUGGAAUCGCUUCUAGCUUUCAUUAAUCAAGUGAGUAAGCAAUGCCUUAAAUCACAAGGUGAAAAUGAGGAUUCCGCUACGGAAAUGGAACUCACCGAUACUGAAGGCGAUAUUAAAAAGACUCUAUUCCUACUUCUGAGUCACCUCCUGAAUGUGUUGCCAGUACGCGACUUUGUCGAUGCUGUUUUACCUCUCUUUUCGAUCAGUGAAGAUGAAGAUAUUAGAUACCAUCUCACGCUUGUUAUUGGUACUAAAUUUGCCGAGGAAGGGCCAGAAGCUUCCUCUGCCGCCGAGCAAGUCAUUGUAAUACUUUUGGAGAGAAUUCCUAUUGAAAAAGACUGUUACAACAAUAUUCAAGUAUCGUUCAACACUGUGGCAUCUCUCGUCACCACUUUUGGCUCGAACCUUCCAAAGCCACUAGUUACAGAUGUUCUCAAAUUAGCAACCGAAAACCUGAACUCUACCAAGAGCGAGGUCAUAAUAUCAUCGCUUGCCGUCGUGACGAGUUGCAUACAGGCACUCGGGGUGAAGUCGAUCGCCUUCUAUCCAAAGAUAGUACCGCCAGCUCUCAAAAUCUUCCAGGAUUUACAGGAUGAUGAAGAAAACUACCUAAGAGAGCAACUACAAUUAGCAAUAUUGUUACUCUUCGCAGCACUAAUCAAAAAGUUACCAAGCUUUGUCAUGUCUAAUUUGGCAGACGUUUUCAAAGUUAUCCUAUUUUCAGGUGACGUUAGUGUAUCCACUAGGCUAUCUAUCAUUUCUCUCAUUGUUGAAAAUGUCGAUUUAAAAGAAGUUCUGAAGGUGCUGUACAAACUAUGGGACCAGUAUGUUAGUACAACAACGGACUCAAUCGCAGUCUCGUUGUUUUUGAGUGCCUUACAAUCUACAGUCGAGACGAUAGACAAGAAGUCGGCUACUUCACAAUCACCUAUCUUCUUCAAACUGCUAUUGGUCUUGUUCGAAUACAGAUCGAUUAGUGGUUUUGAUGACAACACUAUCAAUCGUAUAGAAAGCACCGUCUAUCAAAUUGCUAACACUUACGUGUUGAAGCUCAACGAUAAAGUGUUCAGGCCAUUAUUUGUCAUCCUUGUCAGAUGGUCAUUUGAUGGAGAAGGUGUAACGAAUACAAGUAUGACAGAAGUCGAAAGACUAACGAGUUUCUUCAAGUUCUUCAACAAAUUGCAAGAGAACCUGAAAGUCAUCAUUACCUCUUAUUUCACGUACUUGCUCGAACCUGUCAGUGAACUAUUGAAAAAAUUUGUUAACAGAAAGAUCGUCAACGUCAACUUACGCCGUGUUGUAUUGAAUUCCUUGACAUCAUCCUUCAAAUAUGAUAGAGACGAGUACUGGAAAUCAACUUCUCGUUUUGAGCUGAUUUGCGAACCAUUAGUGGAUCAACUAUCAAACGUCGAAGGUGUAAUCGGCAAGUACCUGGUGAAAGCAAUUGCUUCGCUCGCAGCAAACAACAAUCGUGUGGAUGAGCACAACAAGUUUAUGCAUAGGCUCCUAGUCAAGCAUAUGAAAGCUACUUGCUCUUCUAACGAGAAGCUCUGGGCUGUUAGAGCUCUAAAAAUGAUCUAUUCCAAGGUCGGUGAAAGCUGGCUGGUUCUUCUUCCUCAAUUGGUUCCAACUAUAGUGGAACUUCUGGAAGAUGAAGAUGAGGAAGUUGAACAUGAAGUUAGAUCCGGGCUGGUUAAAGUUGUUGAGAACGUUCUGGGCGAACCUUUCGAUAGAUAUUUGGACUAA
This is a messenger RNA of Torulaspora delbrueckii, 5085 nucleotides long. It is a transcript of the gene UTP10, whose product is annotated as snoRNA-binding rRNA-processing protein UTP10. Gene Ontology annotation, molecular function: snoRNA binding. Gene Ontology annotation, biological process: maturation of SSU-rRNA from tricistronic rRNA transcript (SSU-rRNA, 5.8S rRNA, LSU-rRNA); positive regulation of transcription by RNA polymerase I. Gene Ontology annotation, cellular component: small-subunit processome; t-UTP complex; 90S preribosome. NCBI's taxonomy places the organism in Eukaryota, Fungi, Ascomycota, Saccharomycetes, Saccharomycetales, Saccharomycetaceae. The record is from RefSeq and is a predicted model, not a curated record. The coding region runs from base 1 to 5085 and encodes 1694 amino acids. The transcript has a single exon.